Chaetomium globosum CBS 148.51 is the source of this 372-nucleotide messenger RNA. RefSeq lists its product as uncharacterized. The transcript is spliced from 2 exons. NCBI's taxonomy places the organism in Eukaryota, Fungi, Ascomycota, Sordariomycetes, Sordariales, Chaetomiaceae. The record is from RefSeq and is a predicted model, not a curated record. The coding region runs from base 1 to 372 and encodes 123 amino acids.
AUGUCUCCGCCUACGAGUCAGAGCUGGCAAAACAUGAUUGCUCGGUCUUGUCUCAAGACUUGUCUCGGCGAUCUUGAGUCAUUAACUGACGUAUCUUCUGGAAGCCAGAACUCAUUGAAAGUCAACAAUCCGCGGUGUAACAUCAUGCGGAGUGUAAGCCAAGAGGGUGUUGAUAGGCGAAGUGUCCGCAUCGUUCCAACGAAAAAGCCGCCGAGUGCGGCCCGAGUAUUGAGGCGAUCGGCCAUUUUUCGAGCAUGUGUCCGCAGUAACGCCGUGGGGAAACCGUUCCUGAAAGCAAGGUUCUUUUGCUCCUCCCAACAGCACAGCAAUCGGCCGAAAGCGAUUCACCAGCAACACAUGCUUCGGAAAUAA